This is a messenger RNA of Quercus robur (English oak), 926 nucleotides long. RefSeq names its product protein PLANT CADMIUM RESISTANCE 3-like. The coding region runs from base 114 to 671 and encodes 185 amino acids. The record is from RefSeq and is a predicted model, not a curated record. The transcript has 4 exons. Lineage: Eukaryota; Viridiplantae; Streptophyta; Magnoliopsida; Fagales; Fagaceae.
UUAUAUAUAUACAUAUAUAUAUACCCCUAUCUAAGUAUCGCCUCCUCAUAAUUCUUUCAGCCUUUAAACCCUCUUUGUUCAAAUCAAUACGCAGUCCCAUUUACUAACUCAUCAUGUAUUCAUCAAACCCAAGUUCAACAGAGCAGUACUCCCAUGCGCCACCACCAUUUGCUCAGGCCACCGUGACUGGUGUUCCAAUGAACUCGACAAGCCAAUACCACGAGAAUUCCCAGCAAGCUUCAUUUCAAGCUCCAGUCCCUUGGUCCUCUGGCCUCUAUGACUGCUGCCAUGACGUCUCAAAUUGUUGCCUGACAUGCUGGUGCCCAUGCAUUACCUUUGGUCGAAUUGCAGAUAUUGUUGAUAAAGGAUCAAAAUCUACUGGAUUUAGUGAAGUAGUUUACGCACUAAUUGCCAAUUUGAUUGGUUGUGGAUGCUUGUACUCGUACCCCUAUCGCACAAAAAUCAGGCAGCAGUACAUGUUAGAGGAGAGGCCUUGUGGGGAUUGCUUGGUUCAUUUCUGCUGCGAGCCAUGUGCCUUAUGCCAAGAGUAUCGUGAGCUUGAAGCCCGCGGAUUCGACAUGACCAUAGGCUGGAAAGGAAAUGUGGAGCAACGAACUGGUGGAGUGAUGGCUACAACAGCUCCAGUGUUCCAAGGAAGCAUGAAUCGCUAGAAUAUUGAUCAAACAUCGAUCUAUGAUCUUAUUGUUGAUUGGCCUAUUAAUAAUUAAGAAGAUUCAUAAGAUUUGUGUCCUCGGGUAAUGAUUGCAAUAAUAAGACUACUGCUGUAUCUGUUAAGAGCUCCAUUUUUUCGUUCGCUAGUAUUGGCCAUUUGUUUUGUGGCACGUGCCACCAUGUGUAAUAAAGAUAGAUGAAGGUGUUUGCUUCAUAUGUAAUAAAAGAUAGAUGAAGGUGUGCUUCAUUUUGUG